CAUCCUCAUUCUGCGUCCUUAUUAACAUCCGUUAUCAUCAACAUGUCCGUCCAAGGCCACUGCGACCCGCGCUUCAGCAGCCUGCGCGACACAUUUGCCAAACAGCUGGAAUCCGGCGCUGAACUCGGUGCCUCCGUCUGUGUCUCAAUAAAUGGCGAGACCGCUGUCGACCUGUUCGGCGGAUACAGCACGCCUGCUCGCACGCAGCCCUGGACCAGCGACACCAUCGUCCCCGUCUGGUCCAUCAGCAAGACAAUCACAGCCCUGGCUGUCUUGAUCCUCAUCGACCGAGGGCAAUUGCACCCAGACGACCCUGUCGCAAAAUACUGGCCCGAAUUCGACACAGACGACAAGCGCUCCAUCCUAGUCCGACACUGUCUCGGGCACACCGCCGCCCUCCCCUCGUGGGACCCCGAACUCCCUGUCUCCGAACUGCUCGCAAACCAACCCCUCGCGACCGAGAAACUCAUUGCCCAGAAGCCCUGGUGGGAACCAGGCACCGCAUCAGGCUACCACCUCAUGUCGCAGGGCCUGCUGCUAGGCGAACUCGUGCACCGGGCCAGCGGCAAAUCACUGCCAGACUUUGUCCGCGAUGAACUCUCCACGCCCCUCGAUGCAGACUUCCACCUCGGACUCCAGGAUGAGCGUGAAUGGACCCGCCUCGGAGAAAUGGUCUCCCCAGCUCCAUUUCCAGCGGCGAUGCUGAAGGACCCGCCCAAGCCCGGUAGCCCGAUGUACAUUGCCCUGCGCGCCUUCCGGGGCUGUCGCAUCGAGGCAGCACACACGUUAACCCCGGAAUUCCGGCGCUGUGGUGUCGGCUCGUUCGGUGGGUUUUCGAACGCGCGUGGCUUUAACAAGAUCCUUGAGAUUAUCACGCAUGGAGGCACCUUGAAUGGGAAGCAGUUCCUCAAGUCCUCGACCGUGGACCUGAUCUGGCAAACGCAGGCUGAGGGGCCGGAUCUUGUGAUUGGUCUUCCGCUGAAGAUGGGAAUGGGCUUUGGGCUGCCGAAUGGUAGUAUGGACUGGAUUCCUGAGGGCAAGGUGUGCUUCUGGGGUGGAUGGGGAGGGUCCAUUGCCAUUGUUGAUGUUGAGCGUGGAAUCACCUUUACGUAUGCGAUGAACCGUAUGGAGAAUGGGACUUUAGGCAAUUCCAAUGCGGAGGCAUAUGUAAAGGCAUUUUAUAAGGAUUUCAACGGGGGUGCGAAGGCGGCUCUGUGAUGUAGUUAGCUUGUUAUCCUCGGGAUAGGUUAAUGUGAUAUGAAUGCAUGAC
Molecule: messenger RNA, 1270 nt
Organism: Aspergillus versicolor CBS 583.65
Lineage: Eukaryota; Fungi; Ascomycota; Eurotiomycetes; Eurotiales; Aspergillaceae
Product: serine hydrolase domain-containing protein
Exons: 1
Coding region: 43-1218 (391 amino acids)
Source: RefSeq, a predicted model, not a curated record